This is a messenger RNA of Acanthosepion pharaonis, 861 nucleotides long. Lineage: Eukaryota; Metazoa; Mollusca; Cephalopoda; Sepiida; Sepiidae. The record is from the annotation of a GenBank genome assembly.
AUGUUACUAUCUAUCUAUCUAUUCAUAAUGUUACUAUCUAUCUAUCUAUCUCAUAAUGUUACUAUCUAUCUAUCUAUCUAUCUAUUUCAUAAUGUUACUAUCUAUCUAUCUCAUGAUGUUACUAUCUAUCUAUCUAUCUAUUUCAUAACCGAUCUUAUAAUGUUUAUAUCUAUCUAUCUUAUAAUGUUUAUAUCUAUCUAUCUAGCUAGCUGGUGUUUUUCUCUAUAUAUCUAUCUACUAUCUAUCUAUCUAUCUGAGUCUGCUUGUCAAUCUAUCUAUCUAUCUAUCUAUCUAUCUAUCUAUCUGACUGUGUAUGUAUGUAUGUAUGUAUCUAUCUAUCUAUUUGGUCUGUUCCUAUCUAUCUCUUUCUAUCUAUCUAUCUAUCUAUCUAUCUACUAUCUAUCUAUCUAUCUAUCUGAGUCUGCUUGUCAAUCUAUCUAUCUAUCUAUCUAUCUAUCUAUCUAUCUGACUGUGUAUGAAUGUAUGAAUGUAUGUAUGUAUCUAUUUGUUCUGUUCCUAUCUAUCUCUUUCUAUCUAUCUAUCUAUCUAUCUAUCUAUCUAUCUAUCUAUCUAUCUAUCUAUCUGAGUCUGUUCAUUAUCUAUCUAUCUAUCUUCUUAGGCUUGUCAAUCUAUCUAUCUAUCUAUCUGACUGUGCUUGUCAAUCUAUCUAUCUAUCUAUCUGACUGCGUAUGUAUGUAUGUAUGUAUGUAUCUAUCUAUCUAUUUGGUCUGUUCCUAUCUAUCUCUUUCUAUCUAUCUAUCUAUCUAUCUAUCUAUCUAUCUUCUUAGGCUUGUCAAACUGACCUCUAUCUCUCUAUCUCUCUAUCUAUCUAUCUAUCUAUCUAUCUAUCUAUCUUCUUAG